AUGCUUUCUACGGCAAAGUGGUUGGAAAGUCUAGAGUCCCUGCUUAGUCAACUAAAUGUCGCAUGGGAUGGAAUGCUUAUCCUAACUGGAGACAUGAACAUUGACAUGCUUCAAGCUGAAAAUAGUUUAACAAAACAAUACCAAUGCAUCUUGGAUGUUUUUGGUCUUCAUCAAGUUAUAGAAAAACCCACACGUGUUACGAAAUCCUCUAAAACAUUGAUAGACCAUCUUAUUACUAACUUCCCACAAAGGAUUGCUAACACUGGCAUUAUUCCCUGCUCAAUUGUCAGCGAUCAUGAUGGCAUUUACGCAAGUAUUAAUGUACAAGUCCCCAGGUUUGAAGCACGGCACAAAUAUAUACGGGAUAUUAAGUUUCUAAAUGAAAGUUUAUUUAUUGAGGAUUUCUCUACUUUACCUUUGUCUGUCAUAGCUUAUUCUGAUGACCCAGACGAACAACUAGAAUCCCUAAACUCCCUGUUCGUUGAGUGUUUAGAAAGGCAUGCACCCUUGAGAAGAGUUCGAGUGACACGUCCCCCGGCUCCAUGGAUGAAGUCUGCCAAUAUCCAAACUCUUCAAAAAGAAAGAGAUCAUUUAAGACAUAAAGCUCAUAAAAGCAACGCUGAUAACGGUGUAUGGACCGCUUUUCGACUUGUUAGAAACAACUUAAAGCCUGCAAUAAGAUCAGCACGGGAGGCAUUCAUCGAAAAAGCACUGUCUUCUAACAAAUCACGCGAUAUAUGGAGAGUUAUCCACUUGAGGCCUCUGCUGUGUCUUUGAGUGACCUGACAAGCCUAACAGACAAUCUGCCUGAACAGAGUUCUAAUGGCGAUCAAUUUAAUCUGAAACCUGUCACCCAAGAGAUCUUUGGCGAUCAAUUUAAUCUGAAACCUGUCACCCAAGAGGAUGUCUUCAAAUGUAUAUGUGCAUUACGCUCAGAUUGUUCCACUGGUGUUGAUAAUAUUCCAGCCAGAUUCGUCAAGUUGGUCGCUGAACAUCUUGCCUGUCCUCUAACUAGCAUAAUAAACAAAUGCAUUAGCAAUGCAUAUUUCCCAAAGCUGUGGAAAAUAGCCAGAGUCUCCCCAAUUCCUAAAGUAGAAAACCCAACAUCCAAUGACCAGCUACGGCCAAUCUCAAUACUCCCAGUGUUAUCAAAGGUGUUUGAGAAAUUUGUUGCUGGACAAAUGUCAGAAUUCGCAGAGAGAGCUGCGCUGCUACCUGAUCGCAUUUCAGGUUUCCGAAAGGGACAUUCGACAACAAGCGUCCUUUUGGGGAUACGAGACGAUAUCCGUCAUGCUAUGAAAAAAGGGGAAAUUACCUUGAUGGUCCUAGCAGACUUUGGCAAAGCAUUUGACACUAUUUGUUUUAAAAGCACCAUUGAAAAGUUUUAUAAGUUGGGCUUCUCAAAGGCCUUCCUGAAGUGGUUGCUGAGCUAUUUAUCUGGUCGUUCCCAGUUUGUGCAGAUAGACGAGAAAUCUUCUUCUCGUAAACCAAUACAUUUUGGAAUUCCUCAAGGAUCGAUCCUGGGGCCAUUGAUUCUUAACCUCUACGUUGCUGACUUGAAUGAUGUCAUUUCUUCUCAUACCAACUGUUCUCAGUAUGCAGACGAUACAACCUUGUAUAAUCAUUGCAAAGUGGCAGAUCUCACGACUGGGGAAACGAGCAUGAAUAAAACCCUCACUAAACUUAGCAAUUGGUCACAAGGAUCGAAUCUGGCACUUAAUCCUGCUAGUUUUGUGACUGGACGUUAUGUAAAUAGUAUUGAAUCGAUUUUAAAAUUGGGUUGGUUACCCAUGCGAGAACGAAGGGACUGGCAUAUUCUUAAAGCCGCACAUAAGGCGUUAUAUAGUAGCGAUUGGCCUCUCUAUGUUAGCCUUGAAAGGUCUGAACACACACAUGUUUUACGGUCUAAUGCUCAAGUCAAUUUAGUUAUACCUUUAGUUUCUAAUACCUUUCAAGAUUGUUCAGCUUCAUUAUUUAAUUCUCUACCAGCUGAUGUAAAAUCAUGCACAGAUCAUAGAGACUUCUCCAGACAAACUUUUAAUAUUUUAAAGCAACGCUGUCUCACUAUUUAAUUGUAAUGCUUAGGUCUAGGUUUGCAACUUUCUUACUAUUUCCUUAGAUAUUGUAGUAGUAGUUUUAUCAGGUGAAGAACCAUUGUAUGGAAAUACUGAUAAUAAAUCAUUAUUAUAUUAUUAUUAUUAUUAUUAUUACUUUGAGUGGCGGUAAAGAGCCAACACCUCUCCAUAUUAUGGUUGCUUAAGGAAUCCAUAGUCUAACAAGAUAUUUGUGCCAGCUACAACACCGUCAGGAGAAUCGAUGUUGAUAUCGCAGAACGGAUUACCACUACAGCAGGUGACAACAGAGUGCCAAUUCCCACUGUUCUUCAAGCAACAAGUCCACUGAAUGGAGCAAUGGAUAAUUUUGACCGCAACGAAAGCACACUUGCUGGCACAGGCUCUACACAUGACACUAUCACUAUUUGCCAAAAUGUUCCAGUCAAUGAAGAAAAAUCAUCCAAGGGAAGUGAAAUCUCGACAAGACUACCUGUUUCUCAAGAUCGGAUUUCAGUCAGGCUACGAUCAAAGGUGAAGUGUCAGGAACUUAUCUGGAUGGGACCAAUGAAACAGAGGAGAGAUAGACUUAUCAGCACAAGAUACAUUCACUGUGGUAACAUCGAAUGGUGAACCUAAUUCUUCAACCUUAGACGAAUGUCCUGUUGGAAACGUAUCAAUUGCUAGUGGCACUAAUACAACUGAGACGGUUACAACUACACCAGAAGCUGACGCACAUUUAACAACAAGCUCAAUAACAGAUGCAAGCGGCAUUCCAUCCAUAAAAUCAAUCAGUUUGGACUAUUUUCUGUGGCUUGUUAAUCGAUUAUCCAAAAGGAUAAUCGAGGAAGACAUCCAAGAUUACCUAAAAGGAAAAGCACGGCAAUCCCAGUCAUUUGCUUAUUGGUGUAGGUAUGUUUUUGAGCUUUUUUGAAUAGCAAGAGAUCUUACAAAUUCAAUGCGUUCUGGUGACUGGAUACUUUAUCUUAGCGCUGUUGAGAGAGCAACCUAGCUGUUUUUCUUUUCUGGACGGACACCUUUAUUCCUGCAGGAUUGUUAUCAAUUAAAAGAUAAGUUUCUACUUCUGCACAAGCUCAUACAUGAAUGGCGGAUUUGUUGUAAAUACCAACAGAACAGGCAGUGGGGUUCGGUUUGACCAAGCUCUGGAGCAAAGCUACAACCGACCUGCUAAAGUUAGCAGAGGUAUAAUCGGUUUUACUAGAAAGAAAGACGCUGUGGCUUUGUGGGGUAUCAUCAAACACAAGAAAGAUGAAUACGUUCACCUUUUUAAGAUGCAAGAUGGUGUAGAUGGAGAACUGUUUGUUCAUCACAAUUUUAACCAGAGUAGUGCAAAGAAGAUAAAAGAGUUGGUGCAAGACUUUGAAGAAUGUCCUUACAAGAGAGAUUGUAUCCAAAGUAGACUUGAGCAAGCUGUUGUGCUGUACUAA
This is a messenger RNA of Paramuricea clavata, 3499 nucleotides long. NCBI's taxonomy places the organism in Eukaryota, Metazoa, Cnidaria, Anthozoa, Malacalcyonacea, Plexauridae. The record is from the annotation of a GenBank genome assembly.